Molecule: messenger RNA, 2627 nt
Organism: Capsella rubella
Lineage: Eukaryota; Viridiplantae; Streptophyta; Magnoliopsida; Brassicales; Brassicaceae
Product: LEAF RUST 10 DISEASE-RESISTANCE LOCUS RECEPTOR-LIKE PROTEIN KINASE-like 2.4
Exons: 7
Coding region: 343-2346 (667 amino acids)
Biological process (GO): protein phosphorylation
Molecular function (GO): protein kinase activity; ATP binding
Source: RefSeq, a predicted model, not a curated record
AUGAAAAGGGAAAGUGUUUUCUUAGGUUUCUUCAACUCUGAGUAGUAUUAGAGAAUCGAUCUGUGAUCGAUUAAGCCACUAAUUGAUACAUAUUGUCAUCUUCUUUAAGCUGUCUGAAGUCUCACUGUGAUUAGCGGAUUCAAAUCGACAGAAUCAGCACGUUGACUAUGGAUCUCUGGCUGCUUUAGUACAAAACUCCUAUGGUCAUUACUUAAGAGCACACAGAUUUGAGUCAAAUUCUAUAUUGGAGUCAUUGCAAGUCAAAACAGAGACGCUACAACUUCAAAAGAUUAAACUCUUCAGUUGGAUCAUAUCGACAUACAUUUCUUCUUCUUGGAGCCAAUGGUUGAAGGGUUCCUACUAAUGAUGUUCCUCCUUGUUUCACAUUUAUUCGUCUUAGGUGUAAUGUCAAGAAACUUUACUAUAGACAACAAAUGCGAUUACACUGUCUGGCCAGGAAUCUUAACCAUGGCUACUGACCUUUCGCUUUCCACCACCGGCUUUUCCCUCAAGAAAGGCGAGUCACGUGUCAUCUAUGUGCCACCGUCAUGGACAGGUCGUUUGUGGGGCAGAUCGCUCUGCUCCACCAGCUCAACAGGGAACUUCUCCUGUGCCACGGGAGACUGCGGCUCCGGAAAAAUCGAAUGUUCUGGAGCCGGAGCAUCGUCUCCAACGACGAUAAUCGAUUUUACCCUUGACGGUCCCAAUGAUGAAGACUACUAUGAUGUAACUGUCUCGUAUGGUUACAACCUUCCGUUGGUUGUUGUCCCACGGCUUUCAGGGAGUGGCCGGACAUGUAGCACCGUUGGUUGUGUGGUCAACUUGAACAAGACGUGUCCGUCCGAGCUUAGGGUGAUGGGAAGCUCCAACAAGGAACAGCCCAUUGCUUGCAUGAACGCUUGUGACAAAUUCGGGUUGCCGGAGUUUUGCUGCUACGGUGAAUAUGGCACACCUGAAAAAUGCAAACCGACGCUUUACUCCAAGAAUUUCAAGAACGAGUGUCCACUCGCUUAUAGCUAUGCUUAUGACGAUAGUAACACCACGGUCAGAUGCUCAAACUUAGCUAACUACAUCAUCACCUUUUGCCCGCCGAUUACUUUGAACGCCAACAACAACGACAUCAGCUCAGCGUCUCAACCCUCCAAGGAAACUAAUGGAAGAACAAAACGAAAAUUAUCAUCGAAGUUAAAACUCAUAAUUGGAGUCACAGCAGCAGCUCUACCCAUCGUGAUCAUGAUUUUCGUCGUAAUAAUAUUGAGAACAAAGAAUGAAAGAGAGAGUGAUUGGAAUGACCAGAAUGUUGAAGCAGUUGUAAUGUUGAAACGAUAUAGUUAUACAAGAAUCAAGAAGAUGACAAACUCAUUUGCGCAUGUUCUCGGGAAAGGAGGAUUUGGAAUUGUCUACAAAGGAAAGUUACCUGAUCGCGGUAGGGAUGUUGCGGUGAAGAUCUUGAAGGAAACAGAGGGGAAUGGAGAAGAGUUCAUCAAUGAAGUAGCUAGCAUGAGUAGAACAUCUCAUGUCAACAUUGUUUCUCUCCUUGGGUUCUGUUAUGAAAGGAACAAGAAAGCUAUAAUCUACGAGUACAUGCCGAAAGGAUCCCUCGACAAGUUUAUUUCUAAGAACAUGUCAACCAAGAGGGAUUGGGAAAGAUUAUAUGACAUUGCGAUAGGUGUUUCUCGCGGCCUAGAGUAUUUACACAAUCGUUGUGUCACGAGGAUUGUGCAUUUCGACAUAAAGCCACAGAACAUUUUGAUGGACGAAAACCUUUGCCCUAAGAUUUCAGAUUUUGGUCUUGCUAAACUCUGUAAAAAUAAAGAGAGCAUCAUAUCAAUGCUACACAUGAGAGGGACUUUUGGAUACAUUUCCCCUGAAAUGUUUUCCAAAAACUUUGGAGCAGUUUCGCAUAAAUCAGAUGUUUAUAGUUAUGGGAUGGUUGUUCUUGAGAUGAUUGGAGCAAAGAAUAUAGAAAGGGUUGAAUAUUCUGGAUCCAACAAUAGUUCAAAGUACUUUCCAGAUUGGGUCUAUAAAGAUUGUGAGAGGGGAGAUAUCUCAAGGACUUUUGGAGAUAGUAUUAUAACUGAUGAAGAAGAGAAAAUUGCGAAGAAAUUGGUAUUGGUUGCUCUAUGGUGUAUUCAGAUGAAUCCAUCUGACCGUCCACCAAUGAUCAAAGUUAUUGAAAUGUUAGAGGGGAACCUAGAAGCUCUCCAAGUUCCACCAAACCCUUUCUUGCUUUCACCCGGGGCAACGGUUCCAGAAACUCUUGGCGAUAGUAAUGAGACUUCUACGGUUCUAGAAACUCUUGAAGAUAGUAAUGAGACUUCAGCCUUCUUUAAUCCAAGUCAUUAAGAAAGAGGUACUUGCGUGACUAGUGAAGAUGGUUUAUACUUUUCCAAAGAAGUGCUUCGACAAACUGUUGAAGAGAGACAACAUGGGUCAAGAUCCUCCUAAACUAAAGUCAACCGGAGAAAGGAUGAUCUUAAAACUUGUCAAGAUCUUUGAGAUAGUCUUUUCGAUUUGUUUUUAGAAACUUCUGACUUAACUAGUGUUAACUCUAUGAUUAUUAGAUGAUGUUUAAUUAUUGACGCUGACACUCAACAUUGUUGGUUAAUGAAUACUAAUUUCUGUUU